UAAUUAAUAAAUUAAUCAAUUUAUAAAAUUAAUUAUUUCGUAGAUAAUUUUGUUCGACAUUAAUAUUUAAUUUGAAUUAUUAUUGAUGUCCAUGAGACAAGACAUUUAUUAAAUAUAAAACAAGUUGAUAAAAAAAAAUUUCAAGUGUUUUUACUGUAAAAUGUGACUCUGGUGUUGUUGUAAUCCUGCUCGGAUUCCGAGUUGAUGAGAUUUGUAAAGAGUGAAAUAAUAAAUAAGUAAAAUAUAAAAGGAUUUAAUUGAAUUUUUAAAAAAAAAGUUGGUGCGUUUCAACUGACAUUGAGUUUCCUGGUGAGUGCAUCCUCACAUACAUGGAGUUUCAGCUGGAUAGCGCGGAAUACUGCCAGGCUCAACACAAAUAGAGAGACACGUCCCGUACGUCCUAACAUCAUUGACUAGAUACUUUUUUUUUGUUUUGUUGAGAGGAACAGAUUAAAUACGAAGAAAAGUGAGAGAGCGAGCGUGAAAGAGAGAGAGAGAAAGAACGAAGAACAAUUGAGAAAAUAUCGAAUUACAACAUCUCAAGUAUUUAGAUCACGAUCAGAGAGCCUGUUAAAUAAAAUCAUCAACUAGUCAUCACUGCAAGAAAUAGAUAAAAAUUAAUUAGAUAAAUUUUAAACUUUCAUUGUCAUCAUAUGCAGACUUCGUAGUUACUGCGUGCGCCUUGUCAUUAAGGAGCACCCAGUGCCAAAUAGAUAAUCUUCCGAAUAGCGCAUAUCACCGUCUAAUGUAACGUAACUAACAAGUUUAAGCGAAUUUCGCGCCCCUAAAAACCCUUCCCGAGGUCUACAUGUGAGAAUCCAUCGUUCUAUCCUCUGUAAAAAAAUAAAAAUUAUUUAAAAUUGAUUAUUAGUUGAAUUGAAGAUUUAAAUAAUAAAUAAAAUAAAUAAUUAAUUAAAACAAAUAAAAAAAAAUUAUAAGACUGACAUCUAAUGGGCUAAAUUGUCAAAUCCAGCCAUUGACACGGUGCAGUUUAAAUUUAAAAUAAACUUUUCAACACAGCGGGAACCAGCUAUUUUUUUAUCAAUUACAAUCAUAAAUAAAUAAAUAAAAGAAGAAGAAGAAGAGAUAAAAAAUUAAAUUUAUAUUUAUUAUUACAAUAAUUUUUUCUUCAGUUUAUUCUGUGAAAAAAAAUAUUUUGAACCCGUGUUGUUUAAAAGGAAAUGAGCAACAUGAGAGUUAAAGAUAUCAGACCGGCACCUGCCGAAAUUGAAUACAAAAAUAUGAAAUUCCUUAUUACUGAUCGGCCCAAUGAUCAGACCAUUCAUACCUUUAUCCAAGAACUGAAGAAGCACAAUGUGAAAGAGGUAGUGAGGGUCUGUGAACCAACGUACAAAGUUGAAGAGCUUAAAACUGAAGGGAUAAAUGUUUUAGAUUUGGUUUUUGAUGACGGUACAUUUCCACCAAAUGAGGUGGUUGAUGAGUGGUUCGAGUUAUUAAAAAACCGAUUCCGUGAGACACCCGAGGCAUGUGUAGCGGUACACUGUGUCGCUGGACUGGGUCGAGCGCCUGUGUUAGUAGCACUUGCUCUAAUUGAACUUGGACUAAAGUACGAGGAUGCCGUUGCUCUUAUCAGAGAGAAGAGACGAGGAGCCAUUAAUUCAAAACAAUUAGCGUACUUGGAGAAAUAUCGUCCAAAGUCUCGACUUAAACUCAAGAACGGCCAGAAGAACUCGUGCUGCGUCCAAUAGAAACUUUUUUCUUUUUUAAAAGCGGGGUUCUCUUCAAAAAUAAUAACAAUAAUUAAAGAAGUAACUAAAUAAUUGAUAAUUGGCAAAAAAAGUAAACUAAUUUUACAUUAAUUGCACACAUACACACGUGACAAGUGACGUAUUGUACCGAUUAUUUAUAUAUUUAUAUAAAUAUAUAUACAUAUAUAUCUUCUUAACGGCCUACCAAUGGAAAUGCAACUGGCUAUUGCCAAUGAAAUUUUUGUAAAUUAAAUCUUUCAUAAAUUUGUAUAUUUUAUUUUAUUAUUAUAUUUUAAAAUAAUAUAAAUAAUUAUAAACUUCAAUAAUGAUUUUAAAAAACAUAAAUAAAAUACAAACUUAAUUUUUUGAUACUUCUGUAUCCUAUUGCACAUUUAAUUUAUUUUAUAUCAUUUAAAAUAAAUUCAUAUCGCGGUUUUUAUGUACACAUAAAUUACUCAAUAUCCGCAAUAGUAAUUGACAAAAAAAAUUAUAUAUAAAAUUAAUUUUAAAUAAAUUAUUUGUACAUUAUCGCACCUGUCCAAUAUAAAUCAUAAAUUGUAUUUGUCGUGGUUGAUAUUUUAAAAUAAUUUAACUUUAAUUUAAAUAAAUAAAUCAAUUAAUUAAUUAAUUAACUACUUAAUAAUCUCAUUGCCAUGACAAUACUUAGAAAAAAAAUCCUCGACAAUAAGAUGAAAUUAAUUAACAAAAAAAAAACCUCGAGCAGUACAUUAAUUAAUUAAUUAAAUAGCAAUACAAUUAUCCGUUAGACUUUAAUAAAAAGUCUUAAAUUGUGCAAUUUAUCACCAAAACAUCACAAUAAAUAAUUAUAUAAAUAUAUAUAUAAAUAUAUAGAUAGUCAAAUUUUUUUAAAUGUCUCGAGGUUUUUUUUUAUUUGUAAUUUAGUUUAAUUAAUUAAUUUAAUUUUAAUUAGUCGUUGCAUUUCCACUGGCAUGCCGAUGGAUUUUCUUAAAACUCUCUAUUGGAUCUGGAUUCUGCAUUCUCGAUCAACUUGUUUUUUAAAAUGUCGAAAAUUUAUCAACUCUAUAUAAUAAUAUUUAUUAUUAUUAUAUAAAAAUAUAUAUCACUUUUAAUUAAAUCGUAGCUCAAUGGCAAUUUUAUGAAAGCUAUUAAAAGUUAAAAAAAAAAAAAACAAGCGAAUCAGAUCCCCGUUCGAUAAAUUUUUGAAACUACGACUGCACCUUUUUAAUAAAUAAUAAAAAAUGAUAAAAAUGAUUGUAAGUUUUGUAAAAUUGUCAGUGACGCUGUGCGCCACGCAAAACUGUGUUCAAAAAAAAAUAAAAAUCGAAACUUAAAUAUAAAUUUCACUUAAAAUCUACAUCUUGAUAAUAAAACUUGUCUUUUGCUGUGAAUGUACAAUAUAUAUUUAAAUAAAUAUAAACGUAUUUUCUGGUCAACUAGUA
Messenger RNA from Microplitis demolitor, 3130 nucleotides. RefSeq names its product PRL-1 phosphatase. The transcript is spliced from 6 exons. The record is from RefSeq and is a predicted model, not a curated record. NCBI's taxonomy places the organism in Eukaryota, Metazoa, Arthropoda, Insecta, Hymenoptera, Braconidae. Gene Ontology annotation, cellular component: nucleus. Bases 1182 to 1709 code for a protein of 175 amino acids. Gene Ontology annotation, molecular function: phosphatase activity. Gene Ontology annotation, biological process: protein dephosphorylation.